Molecule: messenger RNA, 2300 nt
Organism: Paramisgurnus dabryanus
Lineage: Eukaryota; Metazoa; Chordata; Actinopteri; Cypriniformes; Cobitidae
Gene: septin7b
Product: septin 7b
Cellular component (GO): septin complex
Molecular function (GO): GTP binding
Source: RefSeq, a predicted model, not a curated record
GCUGGCGUAGUCGAGUUUUGCGGAAGUGGUAUCAAGGGGAAUGUAGGUCUGCCAACGGGCGAUAGGUUUUUGAAGCGGCACUUGAACAUCAAUAUUAUGGCAGCAGUAAGUAUUCCGCAAAAGAAUCUGGAGGCAUAUGUGGGAUUUGCAAGCCUUCCCAACCAAGUGUACAGAAAAUCUGUGAAACGAGGCUUCGAGUUCACCCUGAUGGUUGUGGGAGAAUCAGGCUUGGGCAAAUCCACGCUGAUAAAUUCUCUGUUUCUGACGGAACUGUACGCUGGAGAGUAUCCUGGACCUUCACAUCGAAUUAAGAAGACAGUUCAGGUGGAGCAGUCCAAAGUGUUGAUGAAGGAGGGAGGUGUCCAGCUUCUGCUGACAAUAGUGGACACACCAGGAUUCGGUGAUGCUGUGGACAACAGCAACUGCUGGCAGCCGGUCAUCGAUCACAUCGACAGUAAAUUUGAGGAUUAUCUGAAUGCGGAGUCACGCGUGAACAGACGGCAGAUGCCGGACAGCAGAGUGCAUUGCUGUUUAUAUUUCAUCGCACCCUCAGGACAUGGACUGAAACCUUUGGACAUUGAAUUCAUGAAAAGGUUGCACGAGAAGGUCAACAUCAUCCCAAUGAUUGCCAAAGCAGAUACCCUCACCCCUGAAGAGUGCCAGCAGUUCAAGAAACAGAUUAUGCGAGAAAUCCUGGAGCACAAGAUCAAAAUCUACGAGUUUCCGGAGACGGAUGAUGAGGAAGAGAACAAGAUUGUGAAAACUAUUAAAGAUCGGUUGCCCCUGGCUGUGGUUGGAAGUAACACUAUCAUCGAGGUGAACGGCAAGAAGGUUCGAGGAAGGCAGUAUCCAUGGGGUGUGGCAGAAGUUGAAAAUGGAGAACACUGUGACUUUACUCUCUUAAGGAACAUGCUCAUCAGGACCCACAUGCAGGACUUAAAGGACGUAACAAAUAAUGUCCAUUAUGAGAACUACAGAAGCAGGAAGUUGGCGGCCGUUACCUGUAACGGAAUUGACAACAACAAAGCCAAAGGCCAGCUCACCAAAAAUGACACGGUUGAUGGCAUGAGCCCUCUUGCACAGAUGGAGGAAGAGAGAAGAGAGCACGUGUCCAAGAUGAAGAAGAUGGAGAUGGAAAUGGAGCAAGUCUUUGAGAUGAAAGUCAAGGAGAAGAUCCAGAAACUAAAAGAUUCAGAAGCAGAGCUGCAACGACGUCACGAGCAGAUGAAAAAGAACCUGGAGGCUCAACAUAAGGAGCUGGAGGAGAGACGGCGUCAGUUUGAGGAUGAGAGAGUGAACUGGGAAACCCAGCAGCGUAUACUGGAGCAGCAGAAACUGACUUUGGAAAAGAAUAAGAAGAAAGGGAAGAUCUUUUAAAAGCAGUUUAAUGACAAGCAGGUUGUUCUCAUUGGCCAAUCCCCCUGACCUGAUAUCUGUGCGGACCUCGGGCAAACUCACCGUCUGUGUUGUGCCGGAGGCCUUCAAGCUGUUCGUGGACUUCCACAAAAGAGUUUACCUUUAUCAAACUCUAGGCAAGCCAAACCCACACCAAUCUAAAAUAUAUAUACUGAAUUUAUUUUGUGUUCUUGAGACGUUUGUUUAUCACUUACCAACUGAUGUCCAGUUAUAUACCAAAACGCUUCUAACUAGAACUGUUUUUUGGUGACUGAAUCGUUUACUCAUAAAUUGAAUAACACUUCCUUAACAGAAGUGUGUUUUCUAAAAAACCUGUGACUGUGUGAACUUUUUUCCCCUUUAAACAUAAACCUUUGAAGAAUCCCAUGUAACGUGGCCAAAUGUUUGUUCAAUGCACAAAUGACAUUUGGAGGGGAUGGGCAAACUAUUAUUUGCUCGUAUGGCUUAUGAUUUACAUUUUUUUUUCUCUCGUUGCAGAAGUGUUCCCAAAAUAUAGUCUUGUUUAUUCAAUAUUCUUUGACCACCUCCUAUAACUUCAUUAAUGUUAUUUCAUUUAUUUUUAUAUAUUAUAUAUAAAAACGUACGCGUACACCAAGACAGCUAACGUAAUAUUUUUUGUAUGUUUAUUGGAAUACUCUGCAGACUGGUGUUUUAAAAUACAUCGACAGCAUGAGAAAUAUUCUUUGAACGGUCAUGUUUAUGCAAGAGCGGUGUCAACAUGUUUGUCUAUAUAACCUCACCUGUGCUGUACAGUAUUUUCAGCGAGGACGAAAUGUGUCCAGAGCGAUGUUUGUUUCUUUUAUGUUCUCCAUAUCUGUAUUUUUAAUUUUAUUUUACAUUUGUAUUGUACAGUCUCUUAAUAAACUUGUGAUGAUACAAGUAGA